Dromiciops gliroides (monito del monte) is the source of this 4664-nucleotide messenger RNA. It is a transcript of the gene NUP35, whose product is annotated as nucleoporin 35. Lineage: Eukaryota; Metazoa; Chordata; Mammalia; Microbiotheria; Microbiotheriidae. Bases 107 to 1090 code for a protein of 327 amino acids. The record is from RefSeq and is a predicted model, not a curated record. Gene Ontology annotation, cellular component: nuclear pore central transport channel; nuclear membrane; nuclear pore nuclear basket. Gene Ontology annotation, molecular function: single-stranded DNA binding; structural constituent of nuclear pore; phospholipid binding. Gene Ontology annotation, biological process: nuclear pore organization; regulation of DNA-templated transcription; NLS-bearing protein import into nucleus. The transcript has 9 exons.
CCGGAAAUGACGCAGUCCCGUCAGACCACGCGCCCCUUCCCGCGGGGAGUGUUUCUGCCAUUUUUGAAAAUCAGGAAAAGCCGGUGUGAGCCCUUCUCGCUCAGUCAUGGCCGCCUUCGCCGUGGAGCCCCAGCCGCCUCCGACAGGAGCUGAACCAAUGAUGCUGGGUUCACCUACUUCUCCCAAGCCAGGAGUGAAUGCACAGUUCUUACCUGGUUUUUUAAUGGGAGAUUUACCAGCUCCAGUCACUCCACAACCUCGAUCUUUCAGUGGCCCUUCUGUGGGGGUUAUGGAAAUGAGAUCUCCUUUACUUGCAGGUGGAUCUCCACCUCAACCAGUUGUGCCAUCUCAUAAAGAUAAAAGUGGUGCUCCACCAGUUAGAAGUAUCUAUGAUGAAAUUUCCAGUCCAGGACUUGGAUCAACUCCUUUAUCUUCAAGAAGACAGACCAACAUUUCAGUAAUGCAGAGUCCCUUGGUUGGAGUUAUGCCAGCUUCCCCAGGAACAGGUCCAGGUGUGUUCAGUCCAGCAAAUAUUGGUCAGCCACGAAAGACUACUCUGUCUCCUGCUCAGUUGGAUCCCUUUUAUACUCAGGGAGAUUCCUUGACUUCAGAAGAUCACCUUGAUGACACUUGGGUAACUGUAUUUGGGUUUCCUCAAGCAUCUGCUUCCUAUAUACUCCUGCAGUUUGCACAGUAUGGAAACAUAUUAAAACAUGUGAUGUCUAAUACAGGGAAUUGGAUGCAUAUUCGUUAUCAAUCCAAACUUCAGGCCCGGAAAGCCUUAAGCAAAGAUGGAAGGAUUUUUGGAGAGUCCAUCAUGAUUGGAGUAAAGCCUUGUAUAGAUAAAAGUGUCAUGGAAAGCUUUGAUAGAAAUGCCAUAUCUUCUCCAGCAUCAGCCUUCACACCACCAAUCAAAACCUUAGGCACACCUGUACAGCCUUCAAGUACUCCUAGGAUUUCUACCAUGAGACCUCUUGCUACAGCUUAUAAAGCUUCUACUAGUGACUAUCAGGUUGUUUCUGACAGACAAACUCCAAGAAAAGAUGAAAGUCUUGUAUCUAAAGCAAUGGAAUAUAUGUUUGGUUGGUAGUAUUAUAGAAAAGAAUCCUCUUGAAGGUGUUACACUAAACCUGAAUGGAGUUAGGGAUGCUCUGCCAGUUUCCUUUUGGUUAGUUGUAUAACCACUUAGGGCAGGAUUUGGACUCUACACCAGACCUUUUAAUGCCUUUUUUUUCCUUUAGGAAUACAGCAUAUUUGUAGCUUGCACUUUAAAUGAUGGAUGUCACAUGGUUUUAAGAAACUUCAAACAUUUGUAAAUAGAAAGUUACAAUGCUUGAUGUGAUAGGUGCAUGCUUAAUCACAAAAAAGGCAUUGUUUACUGUAAGUUAUAUAACUAAGUUUGUGGUGAGGCUUUUUAAUUGUUUUCUCUGAAGGCAGUAGACUUCAUGAAGGAGGAAAACGAUGUACUUCUGCCAGGACACGUGGAUUAUAAUUGAACAGUUUGAAUUAUGGCCUCUUAAUUUGGAUACUAUUUAAUACUUUAUCAUUGCCUGCAUAUGCCCUGUCAUGAAUCAUCAUUCAAUGUGUUUCAGAUAAGAAACAACCCUUUUUUAACCUUGUAUUCAUGUUUCCUAAUAAUAAACUUUACAAAUUGUGUAGGUUGGAUCUUUUUCUCUAUGUACUGACUGCACACAAGUAGUGUUAGGUAAUAAAUCAUAGACUUAGAAGAGAACUACACAACUAGUCCACCUUUGGCCCCUCAUUUUAUAGAUGAGGAAGUGGAGGUCCAAAGUGUUUGUGAUUUGAUUAGGAUCGCCUAGGUUAAGUAAGUGGCUGAGCCAGGCUUUGACAAGGUCUUCUGAUUCUCUUUGGUAGCCUGCCUUCCUUAAUGCUUUUUAAAAGGCACAAUUGUUCUUUAAGGAGGAGACAGCAUAUCAUAGUGGGAAGAGCUCUCGAUUUUUGUUCUCAAAGGGUUUGUGUUCAAAUCAAAAGAAUAUGCGUGGGUUCAGUGUGUUUAUCCAAAAUCAGGAUUUCUUGUAUAGAAUAUUUACCUAUGAUCUUUAAUGAGAAGCUGUUUCUAUGCAUAAUUUUAUGGUAAUUCAUUAAUACACUGUUUCAACUGACUGAAAUUAUUGCUUUUAUUGCAUCUUUUGUGAACUUCUGGUUUUUGGUUUUUGUUUUUGUUUUUACUUCAGCAUAAAGGGAAGAAGGAAAAAGAGAUAACAAAACUUAUGUGAAAUCUCACCAGAAUUGGGUUGUGCAAAAUCCUUCUCACUUGUUUCUGAAACUUAUUAUAGUUCCUGGAGAAUCUUUGGAGUUGAGAUAAAAAAAAUAGACAGUAUGAAUACAUGUCUUUCUGAGUCUAAAGCUAGCAGCCUACUUACAGUGCUGUGUCAUUAUAAGAAAAGUUAAUCUUACUAAGUAUUAUUUAUUGAAGUUCUGACUAGUUUCAGUGUUCACAUAAAGCUGUGUCUCAGUUAUCUAGAGCAGUGCAGAUCAAUACAGAGAACAAUUUAGUACCAAGAAAUGCCCAGUUUUAUAGUUCCUUGACCAGCUGAUUCUGGAUUCUCUAGAACUGUCUAGGUGUUUGAUAAGUAUAGGCAAACUGAGAAGGUAGAUUGUUGAGAAGAGAUUGUUAUAGGAAAUAUAAGAGAUGUGAAUCAAUUUGUUUUUCUUUUGCGUUAUUUAAAUGCUAAUUUCAUCUGAUGAAAAUGUUAUAUUAGACCACAUAAAUAUAUACUAUAGUAAUUCUAUCUCAUAUAUUCCUAAGGAAUGCAAAAAAUUACUAGUAUUUUAAAAAUUAACAGAAUAAGAAAUUUAAUUAUUGUAGUUGAGAUCUUUGUAGCCUGUAAGUUAUUACCUGGUGUUCUUACAUCAUGAUUACUUAAUUUGACAAAGAAUCAGGAAGUUCUGUAUGUUUGCUCUCUUAAUGUUUCCCCAUCACAAUCUCUACAUAAUGAUUUUACCUUUUUAUAGUUUAUCUACACUUGUCAAAGCACAAAGUUAAUUCUAGAUAAUCGGCAUCAGCUAGUCAAGGAACUAAAACUGGGUAACUCCUGGUGCUGAAUUGCUCUCCUACAUGAUGAAAAUAAAAAUCAUAAAAUGAAAUUGACUUUUUUUUAACAAACAAGUUGUGGUUGGUUCUUAGCUGAUAUGAGUUAUUCUAAAUUGUGAAGGCUUUUCAGAGCAAGUAUAAAAUUAAUAAGCUAGAGGGAAGGAUAAAAAUAUAGUAUGUCAAUAAACAAUGCCAACCUAGCUUAUUUAGAUAAGUUAUUAUUGCUGAAAUAUGAGAAAUAGUUGGAAGAAAGGAUAACAGUUUUAUACAGAGGUGUAAUCAAUUAAUCAUUUUCUGAAAGGACCAAAAAAAUUCAAACUUUAAGUUGGCUAGAAAACACUUGAUCUUAUUAACAUGGCAGCCUAGGCCAGUAUCAGAUUAUAAUUUUAAACUCCUUUUUAAGAUUUUAUGAAAGGUAGUAGCAGAAUAUGAAAAAUAUUGUCCCAUAAAAUAAUGGAAAGAGGUGGAGGGAAGAACAAACAUGAAGUCUCAAUUUGAGCCCCAACUAAGUGUAGUCAUCCCAGGUAUGGCUAAGGAUAAAGAUGGAAGGAGGAUAACAAGACAGAUGUAAAAUGGAAAAAAAAAAUCUGUCAAGUACAGGGUGAAUAGGCACUAGAAACAAAGAUGGGAGGGGGAACAGAAAUAGAUCAAGUUCACACAAAGGGGGUUAGUGCUAGAGGUGAUAUUUUUGGAACACUUGAGAGAUUCUCUCCAUGUACCUUAUUCUCUUUAGAUGGGGUAGGAAGUGGUAUCUUCUCUUUCUGUGAAUUUGUUGGUAAAUUCAACUGAAUAAAAUUUAAUUUUCCUUAACUGAUAUAGGAUAACAUACACACAAUGAUCCAUUUGGUUGUGGGAAGAAAAUAUAACUUCUAUUUAAAUUUUUUUCCACAACAAUAAGUUGUUAAAAUUUACCAGUUAUUACUAAUUUACACUGGUACCCAUAUGUGGUUAAGUGAGGUAUCUUGAGGGAAGAAGUUGAAGUUCUACAACAUAAAGGGAUGGAUAGUGCCACCCUCAGUCGUUUGCUUACUUUGGUGUAUUGCAAUAAUUGCAGUUUAUGUAUGUACAGUUAAGUAAAUUUCCUGAUUGCAUUAUCUAGUUUUAACCAACCCUCAGAAAAUGGACUAGUGGCUUAAAAAUAAUCCUGAAAAGAAACUGCAGAUGGAAAAUAAUUAUGCAAGCACAAAUAACUGAAAAUGAGCAGAACUGAUACUUGUAUUUCUAACAUGAGCUCUUUGUUAACCAUGUCAUGAGGCAAAAAUGAUCUAUUUUGAAAUGAUAAGAUCAGAUAAAAUUUGAAAUUAUAUUUAAAAUAUGGACUUAUACUCAUUAUCAUGAAUUAUGACUCACCCUAAGUAUAUAUUAUACCUCGAAAUGUUGGCUAAUGACAGUGUAAAGUCAUCAUGAUUUAGUGAAACAUUUAAAAAAUAAGCUCUUUUUUGCCAAAAUGAUAUAAAUGUGCCACCUCGAAAAACUUUACUAUCCAAUUUGUUUUAUUUUUUCCUAAUUACAUGUAAAGAUAGUUUUCAACAUUCGUUUUUGUAGGAUUUUGAGUUCCAAAUUUUUCUCCUCUUUCCCUUCCCUCUCCAAGCCACCAAGCAAUCUGAUA